UCUAAGGUAGUAGCAGGAGUUUAGAGUGAAAGAAAGUGGAUGAAAAUGGCAAUUCUCAAGGUUCAUUGUUUCUUGAUCGUAUUGAUUGUGAUGGUCGGAUUUGUUACGUCGAGAAAUCUUGAUGACCAUAAUAAGAAGUGUCGAUGUCAGGGUCUUGUAGAUAUGUUACGGAAAUGUGAGAAAUAUCUGUCAACCGAAUUUGGGAAAGCAUUAGUGCAACCAGACGGAGACUGUUGCGCGGCUGUAAGAUUUGCGGAUGUGAAAUGUUUAUUGAAGUAUGUAGGUUAUAUGGAAGAAAUUGUUAGCCGUGAAAAGGUUGUCUAUGUUAAUGAGUAUUGUAACGCCAUCAAUGCUGGACAUCGUAAAGUUCAUGUUUGAAGCCGGGGAGGCGAAUGAAGACUAAGGGAGGCGUUAGAAAUGGGCGUAAAUUUUAGAUUGCUAUUCGUUGUAGUAAUGACUAUAUGGUGUGCAUGCCUCCAUGGCUUUCUUUGGUUUUUAUCUAGAAAUCAGUUGAAUCCCUUUUGCAAAACAAACUUUUUUAUUUGCGCUAGGAAAUAUUGCAAUCCUAAUGUACGUUUGGUAAGAAAUUGAACAUGAGACCCGAAAAGCAUAACGCUAACAACAAUUUUGUCAUACUUAGCUUAAAAAAAAAAACAACAACAAUUUUGUCACAAUGAGGCGAAUUCUAUGAACUUUACUCAAUUAGAAAGUAACUUAUCCAAACAA
Molecule: messenger RNA, 726 nt
Organism: Papaver somniferum (opium poppy)
Lineage: Eukaryota; Viridiplantae; Streptophyta; Magnoliopsida; Ranunculales; Papaveraceae
Exons: 2
Coding region: 40-378 (112 amino acids)
Source: RefSeq, a predicted model, not a curated record